Molecule: messenger RNA, 2704 nt
Organism: Gambusia affinis (western mosquitofish)
Lineage: Eukaryota; Metazoa; Chordata; Actinopteri; Cyprinodontiformes; Poeciliidae
Product: homeobox protein DBX1-B-like
Exons: 9
Coding region: 1433-2341 (302 amino acids)
Biological process (GO): regulation of transcription by RNA polymerase II; cell differentiation in spinal cord
Molecular function (GO): DNA binding; DNA-binding transcription factor activity, RNA polymerase II-specific
Source: RefSeq, a predicted model, not a curated record
AUGCAACAACUUUUUAUCAAAAAAUUUUAGUUUUUUCACCCAAAAUUGUCAUGCUUCCAUUAAGAGAAUUUAUUUUUCAUAAUUUCAAUUUGCGCAAUUCUACAGUUACUGCCAUUACGGUAAAAGGGGGAAGUUGGGCUGUUGCUCAGGUUUCAAAGCCGUCGGGUUGUUUCCAACCAAAUUAAGCUGAAAUCCAUUCAGAAGAAGAUUUGUUAUGAUUCUGUCUGUUGGUGACUGAUUAUGAAUAAAUUAUCAAGAUUACCUGGAAACAAACCACUAAACAACCCGUUAGGUAAAUUUAAGCUAAUGUUAAUGCUAACUAGCCUCCAGGCGGGUUCGGAGCUCUAACUGAGGUCAGCGGGUUAGUGGCAGCUGAGCCCGUCCAGAUUCUGUCCGAAUUCCUUUAACGUGACAUAAUGCUGAACUCUGGACUCAAAAGAAGCUUCAUCUGGAUCUCCAAUCCUGCCAAACGACUGAGAGCAGCGGUGAAGUAGCACUUGAAGACCUGACCACACACCCUGCCCUCUGUCGGGAAACCUCCAAAAGCCGCUUUUCUUGCGCCUCUUCCACCAUUUUCAGGUUUUCGCCCCUAAUCUCCUGAUCGAAUGUGCCAAACGCUCCCCAAAGGAUCCAAACGGAUGAAAAUCAACGAAGAGAAUGGAGUCAUUAGGAGGCCUUUGGUUUGCAGAGGAGCCGCAUUGUUUGAGCUGCUGAACGUUUGAGAAGAUAAACAGAAUUCCAGCGAGGAGACAUGAGCUUCAAGUGCUGUUAUAAAAGAUUAAUGCAAAGUCGGCCGGACCUCCUGGCUGGGAGCUGCGGCCGACUGACCAGUGCCAUAUGGACUCCUUUAUGCACGCACGCUGACCAGGACACACACUGGUGGCUCCAGGACAGCACUCUUUAACCCGUUUAACACGCUGCGACAAAAGAUGUGCACCGUCCUUCCUCCUUCCUUCCUCCUCCUCCUCCCUCUCUGCCCAGCUGAAUACCCACUAAAGCUCUGUGUGGCAUCUCAACACUCACACCGACCCUGGAAACAGGAACCACGGGCUGCAGGACGAGGGACCGGGACUGAGCGUGGAAACGUCCUGAUUGUCCUAAAAGAGACAAAACAAAAUGAAGGCAACAAAAUCCAACUGAUUUAACCGCACAGAGGAUUGAUGUAAAUUUCCAGACAGUGUGGCUGAUGACCAGCUGGGAAAGGCCAUGGUAACUGGAGGAGCUGCAGAGAUCCACAGCUCAGGAAACCAGCUGGUGAACCAGUUCCUUUAUCCAGUCCUGUCAUGCACCUCAGCGCUCUGAACUGGUUUGAAACUUUCAGCUCUUAAUGGGAGGUGAGGGUGGACCUUCUGACGCGUACUGGUGUGUGGGAGUAACUCCAGUAUAAAACCAGUUACAGCAGCUUCAGGGACCAGAGGAGCAGUUUUUGACCAUGAUGUUCCCGUGCAGCGCGCUGCCGCCGCCUCUCUACCCGGGCUUCCUGCGUCCUCCCGCGGCUCUCUCCUCGCCCCUCGGCCGCUCGCUGCCCUCCGGCUUCCUGGUGGAGGAUCUGCUGCGGCUGCAGCCUGUCGGCUACAUCCACCGGGCCUUCUCCUCCGGGAGCCCCGGGGAGUUUAUCCAACUCGGCCCGGGGCUGGGAGCUUCUGCUCGCCCGGAACCACCGAACCGAACCGGGUCGCCGCACACGGGCUGCUCGGACUCGGGAUACCUGAAGUUCGGCGUCAGUACCAUCCUGGCCCCGUCCACACGGAGCGUUCAGAGUCUUCAGACGAAGUCGCUGCCGUUCUUUGACGGAAACCUUCAUCCUCUCAUCAGAGCCUCGUACUUCUCAGCCGCCUCCUCUUCCUCUUCUUCUGUGGUUCCAGUCCCAGGAACGUUUUCUUGGCCUCUGGCCCCCCGGGGGAAGCCCAGGAGGGGCAUGCUGCGGCGGGCCGUGUUCUCGGACCUCCAGAGGAAGGCGCUGGAGAGAACCUUCCAGAAACAGAAGUACAUCAGCAAACCAGACAGGAAGAAACUGGCCAGUAAACUGGGGCUGAAGGACUCACAGGUGAAGAUCUGGUUUCAGAACCGCAGGAUGAAGUGGAGGAACUCCAAGGAGCGCGAGUUGCUGUCGACGGGCGGCUGCCGCCAGCAGACCCUCCCCACCAAAACCAACCCCCACCCGGAUCUCACUGACGUGGGCAGCACCUUCUGCAAGCGGCUGACCCGAACUGCAGCCGACAGCCAGGAGUCGCAUCCCCACCACCAUCAUCAUCAUCACCUUCAUCACAGGAGCCCAUCCUCUCCAUCAGAUCUGAGCAAACAGUCAGAGUCCGACGGUGAAGAAAUCACGGUUUCGUAAAGAGGAGUGACGUCAGAAGCUCCAAAGUGCCUGAAUCUGCUGUGUAUAUAUCUGUAUUUACUCACCGUGUUUCUGUACAGAGCUGUUUAUUGGCAGCUAAAUAAAGUUCACUGUGCUGCUCUAGAUUUAAUAUUUGUAGAUUGGAAAGUUUCAAACUUAAGGUUGCAAAAUGUAUUGCAUUUUUUCAUAUUUUUGUUAAAAUAAAUUUUAAAAAACUCUCCUUUGUGUGUUUAUUGGUGUAUUCAGCUGAGGUCACAUUGGUCUUAGCUAAUUAGAUGCAAGUUAUUCAUUAAUGAAUUAAUAUAAAGUUGAUUGAUUUUAUCAAUCAUUAAGUGAUAAGCAUGAGUUUUCUUAAAAACCCGA